AUGGGGUUAUCAUGGUCAUCAUUGUCAUCAAUAAGGUUAUCAUGGUCAGCAUUGUCAUCAAGUUUUUUUUGGGGUCAUUCAUUGUCAUCAAGCUCCCCAAGUUCCUCUGCAUCUGUUCCAUCAGAUGAAUCAUCAGUUCCUUGUUACAAGUAUGAUGUGUUUCUGAGUUUCAGGGGUGAAGACACUCGGAAGGGAAUUAUAUUCAAUUUAUACUAUGAAUUGCAAAAGGCAGGACGCAUUAAAACAUUCAAGGAUGACGAAGGGCUUGAGAUCGGGAUGUCUAUUUCUUCAAAUCUCUUGAGAGCAAUCGAAGAAUCAAGACUUGUCAUAGUUGUUCUCUCACCAAAUUAUGCUUCUUCUAAAUGGUGUUUGGAAGAACUUGUAAAUAUCUUUCGGUGCAUGGAAGGCAAAGACAGAAUUCUACCACUUUUUUAUAAUGUGGAUCCCUCUGAUGUACGAAAUCAAAGGGGGAGUUUUGGAGUAGCUUUAUCUGAACACGAAGAAAAGUACCCAUACCAGGUGAUGAAGCAAUGGAGAAUGACUUUAGGCAAAGUGGGCAGUCUCUCUGGGUGGGAUACUAGGAAUUUUAGGUCUGAAAGAGAACUUGUCAAACAGAUUGUGGAAUUUGUGUGCAGUAAAGUCCCUGAAGUGCUACGACCCGUUGCGAUCGAGGAUGAGGAACUGAUCCGCUGA
This is a messenger RNA of Fragaria vesca subsp. vesca, 693 nucleotides long. Its product is annotated as TMV resistance protein N-like. Gene Ontology annotation, biological process: signal transduction. Bases 1 to 693 code for a protein of 230 amino acids. Lineage: Eukaryota; Viridiplantae; Streptophyta; Magnoliopsida; Rosales; Rosaceae. The transcript has 2 exons. The record is from RefSeq and is a predicted model, not a curated record.